Coregonus sp. 'balchen' is the source of this 746-nucleotide messenger RNA. Lineage: Eukaryota; Metazoa; Chordata; Actinopteri; Salmoniformes; Salmonidae. The record is from the annotation of a GenBank genome assembly.
AUGUUCCACGGUGUCCCUGGUCCAAUACAGCAUCAGAUGGCAAGGCUGCUCCAGGACAGGGGUACAGACACACACACACUCAGACUCACACUCACACGCACUAGAUGAGAGGACAUACUGUAUCACCCUCAUUAGGGAGUUUAACCUACCUGUGUUCUAUUGUAGAUUGGAUCGAUGGGAGGUUUCUUCCAGAGAACAGUCUGAGAAUGCAGACCGCUCACAGGUACAUGACUGAGGAGCUACAGAGCCUGGGAGUCCCCUACCUCCACCGGCCUGCUUGCUUCUACAUCUGGGCAGAACUCAGGAAGGUAAGGACACUGACCCAGGGUUGGGGUUAGAAGACUGGAUGGUGAGAAGCUGCUGUCUUGGUUCUUCCUGACAUGGUUCCUCCUCUCUCUCUCUCUCUCUCUCGCUCUCGCUCUCAAUUCAAUAGACUUUAUUGACAUGGCAGGUUCAAUUACUUACAUUGUCAAAGUACCCAUACAUCAACAAUGGUCGGACUAACAGUAAUAAAGCAAUAAUAAUACUAGUAGGUCUAGUAGUAGUGGUAAUGAUAUUAACAUCAACAGCAACUACAACAACAUCUCUCUCUCAUUUGUCCCUCUCCCCCUGUCUGUCAGUACCUGCGUGAGCCAUCGUUUGCGGAGGAGCUGUCCCUGUGGAGGUGUUUACUGAAACACAAGCCUUCCACUGCUCCACUCCUGGCUCGUUCUGCAUCGUCUUCACUGACCGACAGCAACACCUGA